Molecule: messenger RNA, 3862 nt
Organism: Silurus meridionalis
Lineage: Eukaryota; Metazoa; Chordata; Actinopteri; Siluriformes; Siluridae
Product: oxysterol-binding protein-related protein 1
Exons: 29
Coding region: 146-3043 (965 amino acids)
Cellular component (GO): intracellular membrane-bounded organelle; cytosol; membrane
Molecular function (GO): protein binding; cholesterol binding
Source: RefSeq, a predicted model, not a curated record
UUUUCCAUAUUCCAUACAAACGACUUUAGGCAGUGAUCUGCAUAACAUUAGCCGCUAACUAUUAACGAUGGAAGUUUCAUUCAAGAGUAAAAGAACAAGGUGAGGAUUGGUGGCGGGAGCUUGGGCUUUUCUCAGCCUUCUCAGAAUGCAGUGUUGGACGAAGCACAGUCAACCCCCUGAUAAUUCCCGGUUCGGACUAACUAACGGAAAAACACAGUCUAAUGGUGGAUGGACGACGCUUCACCUGGCUAGCUACUUUGGCCAGAAAGAUAUUGUUGAGGAACUGUUAAAGAGCGGCGUGAAAGUGAAUGUUCAGAAUGAUGUCGGGGACACAGCUCUACACAUUGCAGCCCUGAGUGGAAGAAAGGAGGUUGUUCUGCUGCUGUUACGCUACGGUGCAUGUGCCACGCUACUCAACGGAUGCGCGCAGACCCCCAGGGACAUCACCGAUGAUGAUGAAGUCAUUACUAUGCUUGAAGCUGCAGAAAGGAGGGAGUGCAGGAAGGUGCAGGAGAGACUUUUGAAUGCAGCAAGAGAUGGAGAUUGUGGUGCUGUAGCCCAGUUGUUUAGCAAGAACAGACCUCCAGACGUCAACUGCAAGGACUCGAAUGGGGACACGGCAUUACACCUUGCAGCCUACAGGGGGCAUAAACAGUGUGUGGAUGUGCUGGUGAAGAAUGGAGCCAGCUACAGUGCAAUGAACAAAAAUGGCCAAUCUGUGCUGGAUGUUGCCAGUGACAAUGAAAUGAGACUCUUUUUGGAGAAAUGUCAAGAAAAUACAACAUGUAUCACAGCUAGAACGUUUGAAGGGCUUCUGUGGAAGAAGUCAGAUUUUCUGAGCUGGAACUCCCACUGGGUUGUUCUGGAGAACGGGACUGUGAGCUGGUACUGUAACCAGUCGGAUGCAGUGUGUGGAGAUCGUAGGCAGGGUUGUAAGCCUCUUAUGAAGGCUCAGUGUGUGGUAAAAGCCUGGGAUAAAUACUUUUUCAUGCUCAGGUGUUGUGACGGCAGUGCGCAUCACUUUAAAGUGUCCUCUACAUGCGCUGAACCGGAAAUCACCAGGAAAAAAUGGGUGGAUGCUAUCGAGGAGCAUGCCAUGUACAGCGCCCUCUGUGGGAGCUCAGAUAAGACACCUGUACAGGCAGGAGUAGAGGCAGUGGCUGAAGAACUGGACCUGGCACACUUUCUGUCACAGUCUCUUGAGGCAGCUGAAAGUUACCAGAAGAUGCUGGAAUCCCAGGUGGCCAUGUUCGUCUCUAUGCUCAAGAACGAGGAAAACAACAGCCCAGAGCUCCUCAAGGCCAGAGAGAUAUGUGAGCUGUGCAGUGAGACCAAUUCAGUGUUGAGGCACUGUGUGGAUCUCCUGUCCCAGCGUGAAGAGGUGUGGAGUGUGAAGUUAGAACAGGAAGUAGAAAAAAACAAGAUACUAUCCGAUGCUCUGCAGAAGUUGGCGACAGAGCAUGACCAACUAAAGCAAAAGCUUUCCAGCGGCAGAAAAUUGCCAACUCAGAGUGCACCUGCCGAGGAUGAAUUUUACGAUGCUCUCUCUGGUGGAGUUCCACAGGUGCGCCAGGAGAACAGAUGGAGGGAGGGAAUAAGGGAUCUCGGGAGUGAGCAAAGGAGGGACGUAAGGAAGGGAGGGUUCCGUGUGACCCGGUGUGCAUGUCCUCUGACUUCGGCUCAUCUUCUGUCUCAUCUCUACACAAAAACAGAAGCUCUCACUCCUGUCACCAUGUCUAGGGAGGAGCGCCAUGGAGACAAGACCCACCAUAACGGUGUGAAGAAAUACAGAACAUCUCUUCCGGCUCCAAUGUUCUCAAGAAAUGAUGUGAGCAUUUGGAGCAUCCUCAAGAAAUGCAUUGGGAUGGAACUGUCUAAAAUCGCAAUGCCAGUCAUCUUCAAUGAGCCUCUGAGUUUCCUGCAGCGCCUUACAGAAUACAUGGAGCACACAUAUCUCAUCCACCAAGCCAACGCCUCCACAGACUCCAUCCAUAGAAUGAAGUGUGUGGCUGCAUUUGCCGUUUCCGCUGUGGCAUCACAGUGGGAGAGGACUGGGAAGCCCUUUAACCCACUCCUGGGAGAAACAUAUGAGCUAAUCAGAGAUGAUCUGGGCUUUCGUUGGAUGUCAGAGCAGGUGAGCCACCACCCACCCGUUAGCGCAUUCCAUGCCGAAGGCCUAAAUGAUGACUUCGUGUUUCAUGGAUCCAUCUACCCCAAACUGAAGUUCUGGGGAAAAAGUGUGGAGGCUGAGCCACGUGGAAUCAUCACUCUGGAGCUCCCCAAACAAAAGGAAGCAUACACUUGGACCAAUCCUACAUGCUGUGUCCAUAACAUCAUAGUGGGUCAGCUGUGGAUCGAACAAUACGGCAAUGUGGAGGUCAUUAACCAUAAAACUGGUGAAAGGUGCUGCCUGACUUUCAAGUCAUGUGGCCUUUUUGGGAAAGAACUGCACAAAGUGGAGGGUUACAUACUUGAUAAAAGCAAAAAGAAAAUAUGUGCCAUUUAUGGCAAGUGGACUGAAUGCCUGUACGCCGUGGACCCGGCUACGUUUGACCUCCACAAAAAAGCCGAUAAGAAAAAUGUUGAGGAAAAGAAAGUCAGCAAGCAGAGCAGUGUGGAUGAGGAGGCUGAGGAGAUGCCUCCUCCUGAGGCCGAGACCGUGCAGGUCAUCCCCGGCAGCGAACUCAUCUGGAGGAUAUCACCAAGACCGGAAAACUCAGCUCAGUACUAUGCCUUCUCAAAAUUCGCUAUGCAACUGAAUGAGCUGGAGGAAGACAUGAAGCAGAAUCUCCCCAUUACAGACUGUCGCUUUCGGCCUGAUAUUCGCGCUCAGGAGAACGGAGACAUAGAUUUGGCCAGCGCUGAGAAAAAGAGAGUGGAGGAAAAACAGAGAGUGGCGAGAAAAAACCGCUCCAAAUCCAACGACGAGUGGAAGACGAGGUGGUUCCAUCAAGGUGCAAACCCACACAAUGGAGGACAAGACUGGCUUUACACUGGGGGCUACUGGAGCAGGAACUACUCCCAACUACCUGACAUAUACUAAUCUCCAACGCUUGAACCUCUGCCCUGAAAAGGGACUGCUGCAGAGAAACCAUGCAUGUUCACUAUUUACUUCAAUUCAUGCCGAGUGUCAAUUAUUUACGCAGCCACAAGCUGGUUUUAUGUUCACCACCGUCAUAUCAACACUCAAGCAUGAGGAGGUGGAACAUGGCAGUUAUUCUAAAUAAUGCAGUGUGUGAGGUGAACUUUGUUUUGUCCAGAGACUUGCAUUGCAAACUUUAAAUGAUUUAUAUAGAUUAUUCUAUCGAGUUUUUCGAUUUAAUAGGUAGAUGUAGCGAGGUAACUUGUAAAUAGAAAUAGGAUAUAGAUGAUUAUCUGUCAAAGACUUGAAACAAGCCUAGUCUUCUUUAGGUGACUACAACUUACCUCAUAAUCUCUGUAGCAUAUUAAAUCUGUUGUGAAUAAAAAGAAAUGUUAUGGUGAGUUUGCAGAUGUGGGCUACACUUAGUCCUUAAUCCUCAACUAAACAGAUUAAAAAGGAAAUCUCUUCAGCCCAGUUUUAGGUUUAAAAUGGGGUAUUGUUUGUAUAAAUAUUAUUUAUUUAUUUAAUUGUAUCUUGUGGUUCAUUGUUUGUGGUUAUUGAGAACAAUGUGAACAUAUAAAUAAUGGGAGGCUUGUUUAGUUUGUAAAUGGACCAAUCAGGAAAAUCAUUUAGAUUAAAUUUUUUUUUUUUUUUUGCUGAUGAUUUAUGAGUGAAAUCCAGAUAUUUUUAAACAAAGUGACAGAUACGAAGGCCAUUUUCCAACCCUGCAAGUUCACACACAAAAAAGAACCAUUACAGAGUUACAUAUAUAUAUAUAUA